Messenger RNA from Cuscuta campestris, 1029 nucleotides. The record is from the annotation of a GenBank genome assembly. Lineage: Eukaryota; Viridiplantae; Streptophyta; Magnoliopsida; Solanales; Convolvulaceae.
GGAGUUUGAGUCACAUUGAUUUCUAAUAUCAUGAAAAUCAAAACAAAAUACUCCAUCAUAGUUGACUAUUAAAAAAUCAAGUUGAACAAAUAUUUUAAGUCAAAAAGAGUAUUAUUAAUUUAUUCUUUUUAAAGUAACUUUGCAGAUUUUUCUCCAUCACAAUUCACAACUAUCAUUAUCAAUCACAAACCCAUUGCUUUAAUGUUUUUUUUUUCAAGACUUGGAAAUUUCAAUAACCAAUUUUCUCCCCCUGCCCCCACGAGCAUGGACUCAACUCCGCCGGAUAAUACCUUCGGCUUCCACGAUUUCAACGAAAGGCCGUCUCCGACUAGAAAAGAGCUACAAGGUCCACGCCCAGCGCCUCUCCGAGUCAACAAGGACUCUCACAAGAUCAAGAAACCCCCGGUGGCCCCCCAGCCGCGGCCGGCUGCUCCACCGCGCGCGGCGGCGCCGACGACAACCCAGAACCCCCAGCCGGUGAUAAUUUAUGCGGUCUCUCCUAAAGUCAUCCACACCACCGUCGGUGACUUCAUGAACGUGGUUCAGCGCCUCACGGGGGCUGAUUCCGCAGCCGCAGCCGGCGGAUCCGGCGCCCUGUCCCCGGCAGCGAGGCUCGCUUCCAUCGAGAAAGCAAGCCCUUCGGAGAUGACGGCGGCUUCUGAAGCGACUACCAGUACCGAUGUUCUACAGAUAAUUGAAAAAUCAACGGCUCAGAUGAGCCAGAUCCGGGGAAUUCUGUCGCCGUCACCGACAAGUUUGCCGCCCGUGUCCCCGUCGGGGCUGUUCUCUCAUCAGGCAUCUGAAUCUCUGAUGUUCAUGAAUAACAACAUGCUCAGUCCGAGCCCGUCGGCAUUGAUUUCACUUUCCGCUCCACUGGUUUCUCCACCUUCUUCCUCUCUCGAUCAUUUCAAUCUAUUCUACUUUUGACUUUGGGGACAGAGAUAUUCAUUUUUUUUUCCCUUUAAUCUGACAGCAAUUAGCAGUCAAUUGUAACUGGUAAGUUUUUGCUACGACUAGGAUUUUCUUUAA